Messenger RNA from Chironomus riparius, 3694 nucleotides. NCBI's taxonomy places the organism in Eukaryota, Metazoa, Arthropoda, Insecta, Diptera, Chironomidae. The record is from the annotation of a GenBank genome assembly.
AUUCGAGCAUAGGAAUUAUCGCGAGUUCAUGUCGUCCAUAUUGAAAAAAUACAUAGUUUAGCCAGGGAAUAAAUUAAUUAAAAAAUACCGAAAUAAUGAAGCGAGUACAGCCAACAAUAAUGCAACCACAACAUAAUACGAUAAUGCGUCGUGUAAUUCAGCCACGAGAAAAUUCACAAAGUUUAAACGCAGUGAAUAAAGUGAGCAAUUUAUCGAAUGUCACCGUAUCUCCAUCAAAUUCACCACGAGUGAUUCGACAAACGAUUUAUGCUUCUCCACAAAUUCAGACCAACAUAAAGUGUUUUAUAUGCGAUGAAAAUAUCAUGGGAGCACCGACAAGCCUUAAAGAAACUGAAACCAGUACAUCUCGUGAGAAAGUCACAAAGAAACUUGCCAGAUUAGUUGGUGAUGAAUUUUGUGUUAUUGUAUCAGAAGAGGACGUAAUUUGUAGGCGUUGUCUUACAUUGUUUAAUACUAUGGAUAAGUACGAAUCUGAUAUUCAGAAUGUAAAAACUCGUUUAAGGGGAUUCAUAAACAAAAAGUAUGGAAUUGAAGAGCCUGAAGAGCCUCCUGUGAAAAUUCAAAGAUUAAAUGAGCAACAAUCGUCUGGUGUUCACAGCAGCAGCAACAACAAUAAUAAUAACACUAAUAAUAAUUAUCGAUGGCAAAACAAUAGCGUUGAUGAGUCUCCAACUCGUAAAGUUCCAGCAGUUGUAGCUUCAGUCAAUAAAGAGACCGCCGAGAGUCAAUUAAAGCAUUUAGCUAAUUCAAAACAACGCGGUCCAGUUAAGCUCUACAAAUGCAUUGCAUGUGACUUUAAGACAACAGAUCUGAAUGCUUUUCAGCCGCAUUCGAGUGUUUGUAAAGGGCAACAACAACAACAGCAGCAGCAGCAACAAACAAAACCAAAUACUAUUAUGUCUCCGCAAAAUCGAGUUAAUCGUGUAGCAUAUCAAAAUAGUCCUCAGCAGCAGCAACAGAAGGUAGUAUCAUCUCCAAUCUCACAGCAAGUAGGCAGAACUACAAUCAUUCGAAGCAGUAAUUCAUCUCAAUUUAGCUGUCAGCAGUGCGAGUUUAAGACAAAUGAUCGAAAUUUGUUUGCUGAUCAUCAGCGUAAUCACAUGAAGCUUCGACCAUUUAAAUGUCGCAUGUGCUUGGAACGAUUUGCCACACGAGAAGCUGCACAAACUCAUGCUAAAAUUCAUUCUGGAAAUGGAAUGAAGUGCGGAAUUUGUAAUCGUCAAUUCAUCAAAAGAGAGGUGUUUGAAGCUCACAUGAAGACACAUGAAAAGUUCAAGACUGUCUCACAACAAGAAGUCAUUGUAAUGAAUAAGAGCACUGAAAGCAUUGGAACAGUUCAGAAGCCUUUAACUGACAUCAUAAAGGAAGCAUUGAGCGAGGAGGAUCAGGAUGGCGUCAAUGAGUUCAUCGAGUUUCAUUCAUGUAAUUUGUGUUCGUUGACAUUUGUUAACAAGAAACUUUACGCUCAACACAUGAAAACACAUGAGAGUCCUUCUUCUGUACGAAUUGAGGAGUCACAAACGACUUAUGGCAAGAGUAAAUCUCAAAUUACAGAGGGAGAUUUGGAAAGUAUAUUUGAGAAAAUGCAUUCUGAAAAUGUCACAAUAUCAAAUGGUUCGAAUAAUGGCAAUGAAAAUAUCUUGAUUACAACACAAGAUAGUGGCGGAAUCACAUACAACAUCACUAUUCCCCAAGAUGAUAUUCCACAUGAACAGAAAAAAGUUCGUAUUGACAUGCCAAAUUUGGACGAUACAGGAGAUGAUUCUCAUAAGAAUGAAACAGAACAAACGCUGAAUCGUGCUCCCGUUAGCAUGCCAAGUUUACAUGACGAUGAAAAUACACAGAGUAGCCAAGAACAGCAACAGACUUCGGAAAAUCUGCAAGGAGAUCAAGGUCAAGAAAUUCCAAUGGAUCUCGAAGAAUUACAACAAGCUGCCGAAGGGCAACAAUUGAAAUUCAUUGUAGACGAAAAUGGACAAUUUUUACAGUUGGAUAAUCACAUUUUAACGACAGACUCUGAGGGAAAUCAAAUUUUAGUGCAAGGUACGAAUCAGGAACAGUUGCAGCAUCUAUUACAAAGUGUUGGCGUUGAUGGAAAUCAAGUACUUGUUCAAUUACAAGGAAAUGGUGAAGGAAUUGACGGUGAGGGUGCAACGCUUCAAUUUGGCGAAGGUGGACAGGGUCAAAUGAUUCUCGUACAGAACGAAAAUGGAGAGAGUCAGUUGAUUGAUGCUUCGAUGCUUCAAACAGAAGGCGGUAAUUUAGUAUUGCAACAAGGAGCCGAUGGUGAGACAACGCUUACAACUGCUGAUGGCAUUCCUGUAUCUGUAUCAUUUACUGGUGAUGGUGGUGAUGGUCAAAUAACAGUCACAAUGGCAGGAACUGGAGAAGAUGGUCAGCAGAUUUUCAUCCAACAACCCGUCGAAAUGACAGAAGGUCAAGAACAAGUUUCACAUGAAGGAGAAACAGCCAUGCAACUUGAAGAGAGUUCACAGGACACAUCAACGAUGCCUGAAAAUAAUACAGAAACAGAGAAUCCAAUUGCUGCAUCUGAAGAAGAAAAAGUCGUCCUCGAAGUCGAAUCCAAUAAUGACGAUAAUAAAUCAAAAGAGUUGGAGGCUACGGACGAAAGUGAAAACAAAGAUACAGCAUUAAACAAAGAAGACGAAAAAGACGACGAUAAGGAAUCCAUAGAAAAAUGAAUUUCAGUGAGCUGUUGAGAACUUUCUGUACAAGAAUACAUCCAUUACAAUAGCUUGAUAAAAAAAAACUCAUCAUACAGAAUAGAAAGAAACAGAGUUGAGAAAGUUCACGAUCCUUCGUAAAACAAAUUAUGCUUGUACUAGUUCGUUCGCCUAAGAUGAUGAAAUAAUGUUAUUAUUGGUUACUUCUUUUCGUCACUCUUAUCGUUUUGUCUGACGAAAACUAGGACUUUUAAUUGUAAAAAAAAAUUAAACAUAUAGUAGAAAGUAAUCUUAUCUUAAUGAAAAAAUAAGAAAAAGUAAAACAAUAGCUAGAAUGUUGACGUAGUUUAUGAUGCUUUACUAUGUAAGUUGAAUUUCAUUCAGAAAUAUGAUUAAAGGAUGUGAAGACAACUCACAUUUUCUGUGAGAUUGUGAAUAUUAAUUAAUUUACUAAUCUUUUUCUUACAAAAUAAAUUUUUCUUUUACUUCUUUUAUCUUCACUUUUAAUGAUGCCCCCUUUAUAACAUUCACAAAAAAAAAAUAUUCAAGUUUUUACAUUUCUAAGCUAAAUAAUAAUAGAACAUAAAUGCACUGUGUACUAGCUAUGUACAAAAUGCAGCAAAAAUAUUAAUUAUGUGUAUCUGAAAUUAAUAAAUAAAUGAAAAAAAAAAUGUUAAAAAUAUUAAGUAAUAUCAAAAAUAAGGACUUUACAGAAAAAGAACUAUUUUCAAAAUUAUAAACUCUUUCAUUAUUCUUUCUUAAUUAUAGUUUAGAUUUUUAAUAAUAAAAAAAAGAAGAAGAAGAGAAUAAUCCGAUAAAUGAGAAACAUAUAUUGUUAGGCCUUUGAACCCUAUAAAAAAUGAAGGAAAUUAUUUUUCAUAGGUAUAUUAAGAGAUAAAGAAUUGUAUGUUAAAUCUUAUCUUGUAAAUAUCCUUUAAACAAAAAUGAGACAGAAUAAAAUGAUUUGAAAUAUUCAUGCAACAAAACCA